Molecule: messenger RNA, 939 nt
Organism: Lactuca virosa
Lineage: Eukaryota; Viridiplantae; Streptophyta; Magnoliopsida; Asterales; Asteraceae
Source: the annotation of a GenBank genome assembly
AUGACUCUUCAUAAGUUUAUUCGCUGUAAGCUGAAGUCUGUGUUUCGGAAAACAGACAAAGGCCACGAACAACAUGAAAGUGGUGAUAUGCACACCAUUGUUCGGUUCCCAGAGGAUUCCUUUACUGAAAAACUUUUCUCAGGCUGUCCAUUUCUAGAAGAAUUGGUUUUAUUAGAUUGCUACUUGGUGAACUUGAAUAACAUUGUGAUUUCUAGUUCCACCUUAAAGAGCUUGACCAUACAUGAUCUGCCAUAUUUUGGAGAAUUCGACGAGACUAGUGGCUGUAAUAUCAAGAUCGAUGCAGUCAAUCUUACAUAUUUUAAAUAUUUUGGAAACCUAUUAAACGAUAUUCUAUUGGAUAAUGCCUUAUCCCUGGUCAAUGCAUGCAUUCACAUUCCUAUUCCCCAAGAGAGGGAAACAGAAGUCACAUAUCGAGCUAUUGAUCUACUCAAACAACUACGAUAUGUUGUGUCUUUGAGGAUAUCUAAUCGCAUUAUAGAGUCUCUUAUAUUUGCAGAUAACAUGGUCCACUAUUCUCCGGUUUUUUCAAAUUUGAGGCAUUUAGUGUUGACUAUGGAAAGUGGGAAAUAUCCAUUUGGAGGUCUGAUGGAUCUGCUUUACUUCUGUCCAAUUCUACAAUCUAUUUGUCUUCUGGAGGGAUUCGAGCACCACAUGUGCCUUGGUGAAAAUGAUCCAAUUUUGAUAUUAGUACCUAUAUGCAUGUUGAUAUGCAUGUGUUUUGGAGAGGAUGGACAUCGUGUGGUCCAAGACUCGGCUACCAGAUCUGAAGAAGCAAACACAAGCCAGGACAGAAUUAGAAACAAUCAAAAGGAGCUCUACAGCCUGUCGCGUCAAGUUCUCAUGAAAUCUCAAGAAAACGGUGCAGACCGGAUUAAUAAGAUAAUAACAAGGUAUUGUGUUGGUAUGAAUACUCCUUAG